Messenger RNA from Petromyzon marinus (sea lamprey), 3965 nucleotides. RefSeq lists its product as uncharacterized. The record is from RefSeq and is a predicted model, not a curated record. Gene Ontology annotation, molecular function: DNA-binding transcription factor activity, RNA polymerase II-specific. Gene Ontology annotation, biological process: regulation of transcription by RNA polymerase II. Gene Ontology annotation, cellular component: nucleus. Lineage: Eukaryota; Metazoa; Chordata; Hyperoartia; Petromyzontiformes; Petromyzontidae.
AUUUGUGUCGUUCAUUCACAUAAAGUCCUGGUCACAAUUAGAAAAAUAACACUUAACUACCCAGGAACAAAAUUCGUGUUACAUAGCGUUAUCAGUUUACCACAAGUGCUGUGUGUGGUUAAUGCAGUACUUGAUUCCGUGCAAAAGGUAUCUAUUUUGUGUUACGACGUUUCGGGCGCAACACAAGCGUGCAUCACGUGGGAACGCCCAUGGUGUGCUGCUGCGGCAUACUGUUUUCUUUAUGACCCUGAGGCUACACUCGUUUCAAAUCUUUUAAAACAGUCUGAUUUAUUUUAUUUUCUACCCACUUGGUGACUUUACCGAAAGAACCAAAGAGUAUGGAUUCCUGCAGUCACGAAAGCUUCAAAUCGAGAUUAAAUUAAACGCUGCAAGGAACGGUGACAUGACGUCAUUGCAUAGUUCGCCGCACAAUGACGUCAUGGGAUCUUUGGCCAGGCUCCGUAUAACAGACAAAAAAAUAUAAUCUCGCGCCUGUUUGGCCGGCCAAUGACGUCGCUCACCAUUGGUCGCCGAGCAAGCGGCGCUCCGAUUGGCUCGGGUGGUGCUGAGGGGUGGGGGUUGGGUCACAGCAUGCGGGAACAGCUGCAUAAAAGGCAUCGUCGUUAAUUAACGAGCCAGCGAACCGAACCGCGACAUUGCAGCGAUGGCGUGCGCCGUGGCAGAGCCGGACCCGCGCGGAGACUUCCCGGCGUGGCUGGCGACGCGCGGCAUGAAGCCCACGUUCGCCGACGCCAUGGAGCGCGAGCUGGGCAUCAGCGACUACGAGGAGCUGCUGGCGUGCGCCGAGGACGUGCAGGUGACGGCCGAGCUGCUGGGCGCCGCCCGCGACCGCCUGCCCUUCGCCUUCUACGCCGUGCUGCGCCGGCUCGUGCGCGCGCUGGCGCCGCGGCAGCGACAGCGGUGGUGGUGGCGCCAGCGCCGACGAGGCCGCCGCCGCAGCCGGGGGCCACUGUCCGGAGACGGCGAAGACGAUGGCGACGGGAAGGAGGAGCGAGCGAGGGACGAUGACGGUGGUGAUGAGGAGGAGGAGGAGGAUGAUGAGGAGCUGGGAGGGUGCGCCCCCCGUUGCGAAGGAGUCCUGGCGAGUCGCGCCGUCCUCGACGCCAUCGUGGCCACGCUGAGCUCCCUGAGCCGCGAGUUGCUGCAGUCGGCGCAGAGAUUCCGCUGCCUGGACUCGCUGGUGCACGGAGACAGUGCCGUGGGGCCGAGCGAGGGGGGAGGCAGCCCCUACCUCAACACCACCACCAUGUCGGAGGAAGUGGAGGUGGCCGAGUCAUUUGAAGCGGAGGCGUUCCACCACGAGGAGUCGGUGAAGAUGUCGGAGAAUGAGGCCGGUGGGCGGCACAUGGGGCAGGAGUGGGGUGAGGGGAUGGCGCCAGCCGUGGAGGAGUGUGGGGAAGACUUGGCGGACGACGCUCGGGAGGGUGUGGUCGCCAUGGAGACGCAUGGCGUGCCGGGCACAGGCGGGCGAUGUUGCAGCAGCAGCAGUGGCGGUGGCAGCAGUCACUGGGAAAAGGCAACGACAGUGAAGACGGAGAAAUUCUACAACGAAAGCGACCGGCAGCGUCGCAACUCCCUCCGCGGCAGCCCCAGACCGAACCGCCACUCCUCUCAUGGCCCCACGCCACCUCCGCCGCCGCAGCAGCCGCCGCAGCAGCCGCCGCAGCAGCCGCCUCAGCAGCCACCGCAGCAGCCACCGCCAGUACCGCCGCUCACCGCCGACUGGCACCACCACCACCACCACCCGGCCUCGGCCGAGCCAUCCCGACUGCUCGCGAGGAGCGGCGAGGGUCCGUACGGGCACGUGCAUCACCACCACCAUCACGAGCACGCGGCAGCGACGGCGGCAGCGGCGUCGUACCACCCCCUCGGCCCGGGCGAGGACGCGGGGGCGAUCCACGGCGCCAGCGAUGCCCCGCCACCCGGCACGGAGCUGGUGCAGACAGGUGACAAACGCGGUAAUGUCGGUGGCAUCGGCGGCGUCAGCAGCGUCUUCACGAGGAACUGUUUCCCGGACGAGGCGUACGCCUUCCACCCCAUAAACGUGGUCGGCUUCUGCACCGAGGCGGCGCUCCUGCCACCCAAGCCGUCCAUCUACAGCCUCGGCUGCGGCCAGAUGGACGGUGCCGCCCCGCCCCCUUCAUCGUCGGGGCUGAACGGCGGCGCUUGCCAGCCGUUGCCAAAAGCGCCGCCGCGCCGGCAGGACGGGCUGGGCGGCGGUGGCGGCGCUCAGGAUUCGGGAUCGGUGACGCAGCCCCCGCCGGUGGCGGGAGGUCCGGCGGCGGCACGCACGUCGUUCGUGUGCGUGGAGUGCGGGCGGUGCUUCGCGAGCGCCACGCUUCGUCGCGUGCACCAGCGGCGCGAGCACAGCGCCGAGCGACCUUUCCACUGCGACAUGUGCGGCAAGCGCUACACGCAGGCGUGGCUGCUGGCGCGUCACGCGCGCUCCCACACGGGCGAGCGGCCCUUCGCCUGCGCCGACUGCGGGCGCCGCUUCUCGCAGGCGUGGAUCCUGGAGCGGCACAAGCGUACGGUGCGGCACCACCGGCACAGCGGCGGUGGCGGCGGCGGCGUUGGCGGCGGCGGCAGCGGGGUGACGGUGGAGCCAGUGCCGCCGGGGCUGCAGCUCACGUGACGGUGACGCCGGCGCCCGAUCGAGCCGGCCGCUUUAAACGGAGAGAAGUUCGGGAAUCGUCUCCGUACUUGAGGGGAGGAGGGAUGAAGCGGGGGAGGGUUGAGUGGAGAAGCGACAAGAGUUGUGCGGGCGGACUGACGGACCGACAGACUGAUGGAGGAGCAGAUGAGCACAUAGGCAGAAUGAUGAACAGCCAAAUGGAUGGGUAGGUGAAUGGAUGGCAGGACAAAUACAUGGGUAGAAAGAUGAACAGGCAGAUGGUGGAAUGGAGGGACAGACACCGCUGACGAACAGAUGGACAUAUGCAUGGGCAGACAAAUAGACUGACGGACAGACUACAAAGUUGAUAGACAGAUACAGAGAUGGACAAGAGAAAUAUAAGCAGACAGAUGGAUAUACAGAUUGUGCAAAGGAAAGAUAAGACGCCUGGUUGCAUGUGGACCGACACGGAUAAAUAGGUUAAUGGGCAGACAUGCAGAUGGGCAGGCGGAUGGGUAGGUGAAGAAUGCACAGAUACACGGGCGGAUGGAACUAUGGGCAGACAGACGGACAGAUGGAGAAAUGGGUAGACAGACGAACAGAUAGCGCGCAGGAGAACUAAACGGACGAACGGCGAGCCUCGCACCAUUGACCUCGUGGUCAAUGCAGCGGGCUUGACGCCAGGGUAGAAGUGACACGAUGGGAUGGGGUAAGGAGUGCUGCUCUGCUUGGUAACACGUGUCCGUGUGUAUUUGAGUUUUCACACUUGUUGGGGGAGAGCGGUGGGGCAGUGGUUAGCGCGCCACGCUAUGAACCCAGGCGACCUAAGUUCGAUUCCCGGCCUUGGCUAACAUCAGUAGGGAGUGACAUCUGAACCGGUUCUGAGCCUCUCGUAGGCUGACUCGGCCUUAAGUGUGUACCUGGCACAGUGGGUAAACAUCAGCAUGGGGGAGACAAAGGUGGCCAGGCAAAGAACUGGCCACACCCACUGAAUUUCGUGUUUGGCCUUAAAUGGUGCUUGCUAACAACACUUGCCCUAACAGUCUAUGUAGAGUCUAUGGAGGUGGGGAUUGUCUGUUUUAUGGGUGUGCAUAAUUUUUCGUGUAACUAUUUGUGUGCAUUGCACGUUUGUAUGUAUGCUUGUCAAUGUGUGUAUGUACGAGUGUGUGUGUAUGUGGGGAGCGGUAGCGUAGUAGUUUGCGCACUGCGCUAUGAACCCGUUAAAUUCCCACUCGCAACCAAUAACAAGUGGAAAAUAUUUGAACUAGUCAUGGGCCUCCCCCAAGUCGACUCAGCGUUGCAAUGAGUACCGAGCGUGGCCUCGAGUUAA